Messenger RNA from Dioscorea cayenensis subsp. rotundata (Guinea yam), 2014 nucleotides. Its product is annotated as glucan endo-1,3-beta-glucosidase-like. Bases 196 to 1557 code for a protein of 453 amino acids. Lineage: Eukaryota; Viridiplantae; Streptophyta; Magnoliopsida; Dioscoreales; Dioscoreaceae. The transcript is spliced from 4 exons. Gene Ontology annotation, molecular function: hydrolase activity, hydrolyzing O-glycosyl compounds. The record is from RefSeq and is a predicted model, not a curated record. Gene Ontology annotation, cellular component: plasma membrane. Gene Ontology annotation, biological process: carbohydrate metabolic process.
AAAAACAAAAAAAACCAAAAGCAAAAAAACAAAAGCCAAAGCAAAAUAUUCAAAGUCACGCAAAAAAACAACAGGGAUGAGUUGAGUACGCAUCUCCAACACCCAAAACCAAAGAAAAGUAUCUUGUAAAGCACCUGAUCAUCCUCUUCUUAACAACUCUCUCCUUCACCUCUUCCUGAUCAGUUUUCACCAACAAUGGCCACAACCAUCUCUGCAUUUACCUUUCUCUUUGCUUUCUUCUUCAUUCAAGCAGUGCAUGGAGCUGCCAUUGGUGUCAACUAUGGCAGGCUAGCAAACAACCUCCCACCACCACCCCAAGUUGCCCGGUUCCUCGCCCAAACAACAACAAUAACUGGCGUGAAGCUCUUCGAUGCAGAUCCUUUCGUUCUCCAAGCUUUCGCCGGCACAAAUCUAUCUAUCAACCUUGCCAUACCAAAUGAACUAAUACCAAAACUAACCAACCUUUCAUUCGCUCAGCAUUGGGUCCAUGUCACAAUUCUCCCUCACAUUCAAGUAACAAACAUUACCCGUAUUCUUGUCGGCAAUGAGAUACUCUCCACUGCAAACAAGUCCCUCAUCAGAAGCCUUGUCCCUGCAAUGCAAAACAUACAUACUGCUCUCACAGGUGUUGAGCUGCACCACCGUAUCAAGGUCUCAUCAACACAUUCCCUUAGCAUUCUGUCCACCUCCACCCCACCUUCUACUGGACAAUUCCGAAAGGGAUAUGAUACACAAAUGAUCAAGCCAAUGCUGAGCUUCUUGAGAGCCACAAAUUCUACUUUCAUGGUUAAUGCAUAUCCUUUCUUUGGCUGCAAUGCUGACACUCUUGAUUAUGCUCUUUUCAGAGGAAACACUAGAGUGUUUGAUGAAAAUACAGGGCUGGUGUACAUGAACAUGCUAGACGGACAGCUUGAUGCAGUGUACUCUGCAAUGAAGCUGUUGGGAUUCACUGACAUCGAAAUUGUUAUAUCUGAGACAGGCUGGCCAUCCGUUGGAGAUGAAUCGGAGGCUGGAGUUGAUAUUGAGAGUGCCCGUGACUACAAUGCAAUGCUUCUUCAGCAUGUAACAUCUGGUGUUGGAACACCACUCAUGCCGAAUCGAACCUUUGAGACAUACAUCUUCUCACUUUUCAAUGAAGAUCUCAAGCCUGGGCCUAGAUCUGAGAGGAACUUUGGCCUGUUUCAUCCUGACAUGACUCCUGUUUACGACAUAGGAAUUCUUCGCUCAGAGGGAGAAUUACCUAUGCCUGUGCGCUCAACAGUGCCUCCAGAGGUUCCAGACCAAGGUCAAAUGAAGCAAUGGUGUAUUCCAAAGCUGAACGCUGACAUAAAGGCAUUGCAGGAGAACAUAGAUUUUGUCUGCAGCCAAGGCCUUGAUUGCAAUCCCAUACUACCAGGAGGAAUUUGCUUCUCACCAGACAUUACUCGAGCGCAUGCUGCGUAUGCCAUGAAUGAAUACUUCCAGGCAUUUGGGAGGAACUCCUAUAACUGUGACUUUGGCCAAACAGGAGAGAUCACCACCACAGACCCAAGUUAUGGAAGCUGCAAAUUCAAUUAAUAGGGAAGCAUUGCCAUAAAAAACAAAGCAAUUCAAGCAUCCAUCACUUGUUUUCCUUUGUAUUACUGUUGGUAAAUAGAAUGAUGUAUCACAGCAUUUCUAUUGGUGUCCUUUUGUAGAAACUCAGGUCGUUGUCCAUUUUCAGAAACUUGGGUUGUAAUGAUUUUUUGUUUACCUUAUUGUCAUUGUAAUUGAAACUUUUUUCUCAAACACACAAAUUUGUCAAGCAUGAUGCCUUAAGAUCAAAGAUUUCAGAAUCAUAGUUAUGCCUUGCUAGUUAAUUUGAUAAAUAAAAAUUUUGCAUAUAUAUUGUAUUGAAUCAAAUCUAAACAAUAUAUGUUUAAUUUGUGUUUAACAUAGUUUACAAACUCGAAGAUAUAAAGAUAUAAGCCAGAGUAUCACUCUAUCAAGUUAUGCAUUUGCGUCGAUUGAAGUCAAGAUACCAUGUAUUGGCUUG